UGUGGUUGAUUGCUAUUACAACUUAAGUUUUCUUAGCAAAAGGAGUGAGUAAUUUGAUUUCCUUUCCGUGAUGACUUUAACGAAGUCAUGCGGUAAUGAAUUGAGUGAUUUUGUGUGGCCGAUUUGUGCAUGGAUUUACUUGUAACAACUCUCGGAUACGUGUGUCUUGGUAUUGUUUACAGCCGAAAGGAACGUCAAAGUUAGCUGGACAGGGCGGAAAGCCUAAUUACUCGGGAGUGCUAUGAUCGCUUUGCAGAUGCUCAUGCUGUCGAGAAGUGCCAGAGCUGGAACCAUAGGUUGGUGAAAGAACCUACCGAUGGCUCCUCCAAAUGUUAAGAUCAAGCAUAUUACAAGGAGUCCAUCUAGUUCUGGAGACACUCGAUUUCCCAAACUAGAUGAGUGUGCACAUUUCCAUUAUGAAAAUGUUGAACUUGGACCCAUUAAGGUUCUGGUAUGUGAUAGGCUCACCGAUUCAGGAAAAUUGGCUGCCGUUUGCAGCUCCUCGGCCAACAAGGAAAAUGAACUGGACCGGCUCUGCUUCUUGGUCACUGUCAUCAGCAAUGGCCGCAAGUGGAUGGUGCGGAGGAGCUAUAAGAACUUCAUGUUCCUGGACACACAGUUGCACAGAUGUGUUUAUGACAGGAAGUACAGUCUGCUCAAAGAGCUUCCAAAUUUCACUCCCGAGGAGACAGAUUCUGAAGAAGCUGAGGAGAAGAUUCGAAAUUUGUUAUCUGAAUACCUUGAAAGAUUUUCACAACUAGCAGGAAGCUUAAUCAAUUGUGGACCUGUUCUCAAUUGGUUUGAGUUGGAUAACAGAGGCAACCGCUUGAUUGUGACAGAUGAAGUAGCCAUCAACACUCCAGCAGUUGCAGCUGCUUAUGUUGUUGUUCCGUAUUCAGCUCUGGCUACUGAUGAAAUUUCUUUCGAUGUGGGUGACAUGAUAUCUGUGAUUGAUAUGCCUCCUCCAGAGGAGUCUUCUUGGUGGAGAGGAAAAAAGGGAUUUGAAGUUGGGUUCUUCCCCUCAGAGUGUGUUGAAGUGAUUGGUGAUAAAGUUCCACAUUCUUUUAAGUUAUCCAGUACAUCUACAAAACCAGUGUUUAGGAGGCAUGGGAAACUGAUUGCUUUUUUCCGAUCCUUUCUCCUUUCACGGCCUUCAAGGAGAAAACUAAAGCAAAGUGGUAUUUUAAAAGAAAGGGUUUUUGGUUGUGAUCUGGGUGAACAUCUUCUCAAUACAGGGAGAGAAAUACCCAUGGUUUUAAAGUGUUGUGCAGAAUUCAUUGAAGACUUUGGAGUCGUUGAUGGUAUCUAUAGACUUUCUGGAGUCAGUUCAAAUAUUCAGAGGCUAAGGUUAGCUUUUGAUGAAGAUCGGCCAAUCAAUUUAGGAGAUCCUGCUACUGUUCAUGAUAUACAUUCUGUUGCAUCUUUACUAAAAAUGUAUUUUCGAGAGCUACCUAAUCCAUUAUUGACAUAUCAACUUUAUGAUCAAUUUGUAAAAGCUGUGCAAUCUCCCGAAGAAGUGCGUCUGUUAAGGGUACGUGAUGUGGUACAACAGUUGCCUCCGCCUCAUUUUAGGACCCUCCAGUAUCUCUUGAGCCAUUUGGCCCGAGUAGCCUCAUUUGGUGAACAAACAGGAAUGACCCCAAAGAAUAUUGCUAUUGUUUGGGCUCCCAAUCUCCUCAGGUCUAGAGAUGUUGAAAAUGGUGGUGUUGGAGCACUUCAUGUUGUGGGGGUGCAAGCUGUGUUAACAGAGUAUUUGAUUCGUUUUUCAGAUUUGAUUUUUGAUGAGAAAGAGCCCAUGCUUACUGGCAAUGAACUGGGAGAAGGUCUAAUGGUGCGUGCAAGACCGAAAUCUCUGGCAAUUUCUACCCCUACAAAAUUGCUGUCAUUAGAGGAGGCACGGGCAAGAGCAUUGUCCACUCAUCUGCCUCUAACUCAACAAAAGUACAUUGAAGUUGGUGGGGGGCCAGAUAAGUUGCCUCCCAAAUACCAUACAGUCAUUGAAUACCCACCAGGCCUACCAAAGUUAAAAAAAUCUCCUUCUGGAUGGAAAUCAUUUUUCUCUCGAGGUUGGUAUUCCGGCAGUGCUCGAGAUAAAAGCCGGCAGGCCUUUCGUACAUCCAGAAAAGCCAGCACUGGGUCUCUGCCACAUACCUCUGUGUUCCUACAGGAUAAACCUAUUUCUGAAACUGAUGCUUCCUGUAGCCAUAGGAAAAAACUGAGAACAGUAAAAAGUGCAGAAUCUCUUGUUCAUUGUGUCAAAGAAUCUAUUCAAAGUACAAAUAAAGAAGAUGUUUGUGGUGCCAGUAGUCGGAAAUCUUCACCUCAAGUGUCUAUAGAUUCGUCAAACUCUCUAGAAGUAACUUCUCCUUUAUCAAAAUCUCCUGGUCUGCAAAAGCACACAAGGUCUAGUUCUCAUGAGUCCUAUUUUGAAAGUAACAGCAUGGACAUAAUUUCUGAUCCAUCUUUUGAAGAAGAUGAUCAUGAUUUGUUUUAUUAUGUCAGUGAACAGAUAAGAAUGUUGCAAGACUCAGAUCCACUACCUUUGAAAACAGAUUGUUUUAUUUCUAAUAAGCAACAAGCAAUGGUAAGCAGUCCAGAAAAAUCAGAAGCUCCCCAAACAGAAUCCGAAAAAUGCAACCGAAAGCAAAAACUUGACAUUUCUGAAGAUUUUGCUCAAGCAAAAAUGCAAAAGCUUAAUGAAGAUAAAUUGGUAAGAGAAGAUAAAAUAUCUGUUCCUGAAAGUGACAUGCCGGAAUCAAAUGUAGGAGUAAUCUCAAAUUCACCAUCUGAAACCCAUCCCUUAGAAGAAGAACUGUCAAUUGAUCCCAUGGUAUUGUAUGAUGCCAUUAUCAACAAAAGAACAUCUGUUAUUUCAUCUUCAGAUAACGAAAACGAUACUGACAACAAAACCAUAGUAGAGCGUUAUGGCAAUGCCGAAACUGUUCUUGUGGAAGUUCAUGCCACCCAAGACAGUUCUUCUGAAGAAGAGCAGUUUAUUGUAGAUCCUUUGGUUCCUGUGUUUGAAUCUCAAUCUGUAUUUGAGAAUUUCGACCAAGAUUCAUCUCAGAAUGACUCUGGUAAUGAAAAUUCAGCCACUUGUUGCUCUGUGGAAAAAUCACUUACUGGUUUUGAGAUUAAAGAUGAGUCGGACUUUGAACUUUCCCCAUCAGCAAUUGAUGCAAUGAGCUAUUAUUGCCUAAAUCCACAAAUUAAGGAAAUGGAUGAUGUUGAGUGCGAGGAGAAAACUAUUACUGCUGUUGCUCAUAGUGAGUGCAAAAACAUCUCAGAUGACUCAGAAAUUCUGCCAAAUGUUGAUAUCAGAAAAAGAUCUGAUUCAAAUUUAGGAACUGCAAAGCUAUUGAAAAAUAAAUUAAACUUAAAAUUUGAUAUUGAGCUUACUGAUUCUUCAAAUAAAUCUGAUGAUUCAGCAUUUACUGUAAAUGCACCCCCAUCUCCGGUGUAUCCCUCAAAAAGCUUCCCAACUGUAGACUUCCAAUCUCUGAAAACAAAAAUAGAGACCAUACCUUUGCAUAAAAAGAAACAAAUUUAUAAUAUUCCUUCACCUUCUUCACCUGUAGAGGAAGUUCGGAAGAAAUUUGAGAUGCAAGCUACCUCCAAUACUAGGAAAAGUACAGAAUCUCCCCAUUCAGAUCCCAAAGGCAGAAGUAAUCGAAAUUUUGUUGCAAAGCAGAAAUCACAAGAUAUUUCUCCAACUGCAAAUGUACAUACUGAAGUUGAAAGGAGACGAUCUGAAAACUUAUUUUGUCAAAAAAGUGACACACAGAUACUGAAUAAAAGGUACUCUGAGCCUGCUGAAAAGCCGACAGAAACCAAAAUUACCACCAAACAAGUGUGUUCAAAGCCAGAAAAUGAAAGCUCUCCUAUAAAAAGUUCCUCUGAAAAACAAAACAAGUGCAAAGUUCAGCAGCCAAGUUUAUUUGCUCAGCUUAAAAUCAGAAAAAUCCAGUUAUUACAAGCUGAAGUAAAAACAACUCCGGUGGAUCCGUGGUCUGAUCCUAUCCUUGAUAUGCAAGAAGAUUACCAUCCUUUAGUUACGUAUUCUCAGAUUGAAAAUGCAGAAUGUGAUUCAGGGUCUAAUGAAAGAGCUGAAUCAAAAGAAGUUGAGCAUCAUGAAGAUGUAGGGCAUCUAGAAGAAUGUGUAACAGAGGAUAAGGAACCUGUGGCCGAGCAUAAGCCGGUGGUAGUUGACUCAAUGUGCGAAAUCUCAAGACUGGAACAGAAUGCUACUCAGUGCAUUACUGAAACUCAGAAAGAAAGUGAUACUGCUGUAAAUAUUGUAGAUAACCAGCACACUGCUGUAAAGCCUUGUGAUACUGAUACAGAAAGUGAAGCCGUGAAAAGGGAACGGAUUAAUCGAAUCAAAGAAGAACGUAGAGCCCAACUCCGAGAAAAGUUAAAACCAGAAAGUUUUCGAAUGGAAGCAGAAGAAAAAGAGAAGGUUCAGACUAAGUUCAGGUUACGGAAAGAUUUUUCCAAAUCGAGCGGCUCUGUUGAAAUUCAAGAUGAUAUCACGAAAAGUGACAAAGCUGUUGAGACAGACAAUGCAGACAUUAAGGAAGCAGGCACUAACUGUGAUUUAAGCUCUUCUUCUGAAUUGUUAACUUGUCGAUCUUCAGAUAAAAAAACUGAGCUAGGUAAACCAAAUGAAGGUAAGUUACAUAGAGGAGUAUCGAAGCAGAAAUCUUCCGAUGACUUCAUCCUCCAACAAAAUAAAUCAAAUGUAGGAAAGAAAUCUGCUCGUGCCUAUGAGGACAGUCGCAAGUGGUUAUCCAUGCCUCCAACGGACAUAAGGGACAGGGUUGCAAUGUUUGAACGUUCUAAAGAUACCAAGGAACUCUGUCGACUGGGACCAAAUGGCAAAUUUCCACAAAAACAGAGCCCAUCUGCACUAACAUCAUCAUUUGUGAGAUGA
Uloborus diversus is the source of this 4933-nucleotide messenger RNA. RefSeq lists its product as uncharacterized. The coding region runs from base 317 to 4933 and encodes 1538 amino acids. Gene Ontology annotation, biological process: small GTPase-mediated signal transduction. Gene Ontology annotation, molecular function: phosphatidylinositol binding; GTPase activator activity; protein binding. NCBI's taxonomy places the organism in Eukaryota, Metazoa, Arthropoda, Arachnida, Araneae, Uloboridae. The record is from RefSeq and is a predicted model, not a curated record. The transcript has 19 exons.